Molecule: messenger RNA, 666 nt
Organism: Vicia villosa (hairy vetch)
Lineage: Eukaryota; Viridiplantae; Streptophyta; Magnoliopsida; Fabales; Fabaceae
Product: sec-independent protein translocase protein TATA, chloroplastic
Exons: 2
Coding region: 130-546 (138 amino acids)
Biological process (GO): protein transport by the Tat complex
Cellular component (GO): membrane
Source: RefSeq, a predicted model, not a curated record
ACAUCACAAAUUGAAAAUCUUAACAUAGUCCCACCCAAUCCGCAACCUCAUCCUUUUUCCCAAACAAUAUUCCUGAUAAUUGUUAUCCACUCAUUUAGCAGAAACCAGUAAAUAGAAUCUAAACCAAAAAUGGAGAUAACACUUUCCCUUUCUUCAUCUUCAGUUAUUCCAACUAAGCUACCAAUAACCUCUUCAUCCUAUUCCAAUUUAUCCUUCUCAGCUUCCAACUCCAACACUUCCUCACUUCUCUUGAAGAAAGCCAGAAUCAAAACCAGAACAACAAAGCGUUUCACCUGCAAUGCCUUCUUCGGUCUAGGCGUGCCCGAGCUUGUUGUUAUUGCAGGAGUCGCCGCGCUUGUUUUCGGUCCCAAGAAACUGCCCGAAGUCGGUCGCAGUAUCGGCCAAACUGUCAAAAGCUUUCAACAGGCUGCAAAGGAAUUUGAGACAGAGCUAAAAAAGGAACCAAAUCCUACAGAAGAAAUCCCUGUUGCGAGUGAGCAAGAGAAACAAGACAUUAAGGUUUCUAGUACAAAGGAUAAUGUAUGAGAUGACAUAUGCUAAGUAGAGAUUUCUUAGUAAUAAAAUUGUAUUAUGAUGUUAUUGUUAUGGAUUUAAAAGUAGUGUUAUUCUAUUAAUUAAUAUAUAAAAAGUCUCUGAUUUCAUCUC